Molecule: messenger RNA, 1522 nt
Organism: Dothidotthia symphoricarpi CBS 119687
Lineage: Eukaryota; Fungi; Ascomycota; Dothideomycetes; Pleosporales; Dothidotthiaceae
Product: P-loop containing nucleoside triphosphate hydrolase protein
Exons: 3
Coding region: 449-1150 (233 amino acids)
Cellular component (GO): cytoplasm
Molecular function (GO): ATP binding; kinase activity
Source: RefSeq, a predicted model, not a curated record
GGACUAUCACUCUGCAAAUAGAGACUGCAGAGACUUCAAACACAAUAUGUAACAUCAAAGUACUACUCGAUAAAUAGGACGCAUAUCUUAUAUAAUCCGUGGGUCUUUCACGAUUUAUCACGAACUGAUCGCGAGUCGACAUGGCCUGCAGAGCACAGAUACCCGAACCUCCCAUGUGUCAUAGAAAAGACGAGAUCUCAGAUGUGCCCUUGUUUCCCCGCAUGAAAAAUCUACCCCAACCUCAUUCCUAUUUCGACGUGUGAGAUGAGGUAGAGAUGCAUGACUUUGAGUGUUUCGGACAUCUGUCGUCCGACCCCACAGAACGGCCUUCUGUUCUUCCGUACAGCUUCACAUGAAAUUUAUCAUUCCAUCUCAUCUUCCAGACUUCAUAAAGUCAACGCCCACGUUUUUGAGUCUUGUCGUUAUUGCAGCUGGGUGAACCACAACCAUGACCAAAGAACUAGUAGCGGAUACCUUUCUCGAAGCGAUACUGGAUCUGGUCAGGCGCAUCGAAAAGCUCCUCGCUUCCGCGUCCCGUCAGCGUAUCCUCAUCGCGCUUGCAGGCGUGCCAGGAUCUGGCAAAUCGACUGUAUCCCACGCGCUUCUGGCCGAGCUUGCGCUGCGUAACAUCCACGAUGUUGCUGUCGUGCCAAUGGAUGGUUUUCAUUACACUCGAGCAACCUUGUCAACUUUUGAAGCCCCCGAGCUAGCUUUCAGAAGACGCGGCGCUCCAUUCACAUUCGACGCCGAGGCUAUUGUGAAGCUUGUCAAGACGCUCAAAACUACGCCAGUAACGACAGGCGAAGAGCCAGAAAUUCUCGUCCAUGUUCCAAGCUUCGAUCACGCCGUCAAAGAUCCGGUGCAGGAUGCGAUUCCAGUUUCUUCGCGUAAUCGUAUUAUAGUUAUUGAAGGAAAUUACACGCUCCUCAACCAGAGCCCGUGGAAUGAAAUCGCAGAACUUAGCGACGAGAGGUGGUUUGUCGACGCACCUAUAGAAGUAGUGAAAGAGCGCCUUGCUCAACGCCAUCUCGCUGCAGGUAUCGAGACUUCAGCGCUGGCCGCCAUCAAAAGAGCGGAAGAGAACGACAUUCCAAAUGGCGAGCUGAUACGAAGAAUGCUUAUCAAGCCUGAUGUUACCAUUGAGAAUUGACAUACUACUGCGACCGUAUGCUCAAAAAAGUCAUCUCAUCGGCGCUCCGAGACACCUGUGCUCAGUACUCGCUGGAAGUCAGGUCCCAGUCGAAUGAGUUGAACAACUCGUUUGAUUCAAUUGACCACGGGAACGCACUCAAGGCCUCACGGUCCAGUUGUACGUCCUGGAACAGGCCAGAGUCAAUGUCGUCGCUGGAAACAACUUGGUCGAGAAUAGCGACGCAGCGUGCUGAUAGCGAGUCUUCGAUGAGAUGCUCGCGGAACGUAUUCUUUGCCAAAUCGACAUCUGCGUACCAACUUUGCAUCUCGAUGGACUGGGGAAAGCUGAUGAUACACAAGGUAAUCACCAGGGCUGCGUGGAAGAGGAAGU